AGCAUUCCAGGCUACCUCAUUCUCUUUGCUAUCCCAUUUUCCGCCUAUGAUCUUGUUACCUUCCCAGCUUUUUAAACAGCACCAAGUAAACUAACGUUCUCUGCCUGCCAUGUCGCGUGCUCCAGACUUGCAGUAGAUGUCAAUUGCUUGAAGAGAAUCCGCAAUAGUUCCGCUGGCCAGACAGUGCCUAACAGAUGAAUGAUUAGCUUCUGAUUAGGAGCAGCUUGGUGCUCUGAACACUGGCAUAAGUUUCAUCAUCCUCUACUGCUGAUCGCUGCAGAUACAAUGAAGCCAUAGCAAAGUGAGAGGACAACAAUACAAAGACGGAGCCUCAUCCAAUUUAAAACAUUUCUCCAGUGUUAAUUGCCAUGGAGACGGUGGUUAUAGUAGCAAUUGGGGUCCUUGCGACUAUUUUCCUGGCCUCCUUUGUAGCUCUUGUGGUUGUCUGCAGACACCGUUAUUGUCAGCCCAGCAACCUGUUGCACCAGUUUGACUCGAAGCCUACAGUGGAUCUGAUUGGUGCAAUGGAAACCCAGAGUGAACCCUCCGAACUGGAACUGGAUGAUGUUGUUAUCACAAACCCUCACAUUGAGGCAAUUCUGGAAAACGAAGACUGGAUAGAGGAUGCCUCGGGUUUGGUGUCACACUGUAUUGAGAUUCUUAAGAUAUGUCAUACUCUAACUGAGAAACUUGUUGCCAUGACGAUGGGAUCAGGGGCAAAGAUUAAAUCGCCAGCCAGGCUGAGCGACAUAAUUGUGGUGGCAAAGCGGAUUAGUCCAAGGGUGGACGAUGUUGUAAGAUCGAUGUACCCUCCGCUGGAUCCCAAGCUCCUGGAUGCCAGAACCACUGCCCUCCUACUCUCUGUCAGCCAUCUUGUAUUGGUUACCAGGAAUGCAUGUCACAUGACUGGAAGCCUCGAUUGGAUUGACCAGUCCCUCUCCUCAGCUGAGGAGCACAUGUUAGUGCUGAGGGAGGCAGCUCUGGCGAGUGAACCUGAGAGGAACCUCAUGGGGUGUGAGAACUUCUGUCAGGAACAAUCUUCAAUUUAGCCCCUGGGGCCUGACUGGUAAUGGAACAGGCAAAGGCCUUGACUUUCCCAAUUUGAACAGCUCAGUUUCAACAUAAACCUUUUCUGUCCACAGUAGCACAGUGUAAUCAACCUGUGAAGUGUAAACCUUAAAAUUAAUUGAGGACUGGGCUUCACUGUUCAGAUAAUUUUUGGACAUCAAAGGUCAGAUAUUAAUGUUGAUCAUAGUCUCGAAAUCUGCUUGAUUGUUCAUCUAAUGUUUACAGUAAACACUUUAACAACAGCGUAGUUGCACGUUAAAUAUUCAUAUGCCCCCAUCUGCUGCUUUUUUUUUAAACUUCACUAUUUAUCAGCUCUUUAUUUACAGAAAAUUUCACUGGCCAAGUUUCUCUAGCAAAUCCCAUGUUUGAUCUUUCUUUAACUUGAUGUGCUUGAAAGUUUGGGUCGCAAACCUGAAGAAAUGAUAAAUUGAGGAAAAGCAGCCCUGCCCUUAACACACAAUGAGUGUAACUGAGCUUCAUUCUUAUCUGCCAGGAAAAGGUUGCUUUUAAACAUAAUUAAUUAUUAACUAUUUGAUUUUCUCUGCCAUAGUGAAAAUAGAGUUGAUGUAGAACUUAAGUAAUGCAUCAGACAUCUCUUAGGUUGCUUCAAAAUCAGCUAAAGACUUUAGUGAUAUUGGAAAUUUUUGUAAACAUGAUUAUUAUUGAUAUGUCUAUCGAAAGCUGUUUGUGUUGAAAUUGUGCCAUAGAACGAGUAUGGUCAAAUGAAAAGUCGUUACUAUUUUAGCAAAGGUAUUAACCUGUUUUAUUAAAGCAGGUUGGCAGCUUUAAGGUAUCAGAGAAAGGAAGCUCACUGAACCAGGUUUGUCACUAACAUUACACAGUGUGAUAUAAUCCAAUUAAAUUUUCAGGGUAAAUUGUGCAAGGCUUACCAGAAAAUCAAAGGCACUUCAAAUUAAGCAUACUUCCCUGAUCCAAGCUGAGCAAAUCUCCGAUCUGUACUCCUUAGAACCAGCGCUCCAUGCCCAAACUCAUGUUGUGCAAUUAAUCUUACGUUGUGAGAAAGAGACAGGACUAUUUGAUCGAAAUAAUGCCUCAUCAAGGUGUAGCCUUGAUCGUAUCAUUGUCAAUUUGUAAGCAGAUUUUUCUUUAUUUAAAGUGAGUGUAGGACCAUGAGCAUGACAGGGGAAUGUGAAAAAUGUUAUGUUUUUUACUUGGAAAGUCCCAGUAACAGAGACCACUGCCUGAUGUGUGCAGAUACUAACUUGGUACUUAAAGCAGUCAGGCUGCCUAUUUGAGUGAAGCAAGGCCCAGUGACUAUAUCUGAUUGGUGUGCCUAUUCUAAUCAUUCCAACUGCUGAUGGAUCUAUUGCUACUUGUUGGCUCUUGUUCCAAUUUGUGUGCCAGGUACAGUGUUCAGAGUGAAGCUUAUGCGUAUUUCCUGAUCAUGUGACACCCCUUCCCAAUAGAGUUUCUCCUGUUUGGCAAAUGAACUCUUAAAGAGAGAAUCAUCCUUGGGCCUCUAUCUAGAGUAAAAGUUGCUGAUUUUGACAUUCCAUUUGUAUUUUUAAUAUUUUAUUUAAACCACAGCUAGAAACAAUAAUGUUACCGUGGGUAUGGGGAGGUGAUGUCUAAAUUGGGCUAUCUGCAGCCUCUAAGCCCUGGCAAUGUGGUCACUGAAGCUCCAGCACCCUAACCCUGUUUCCACUGACAUUUCUCAUUGGACUUAACAUUGAGUUCAACAACCUCAGAUCAUUAACUCUGUCCUCCACUUUGAUUUUCUUUCCACAGUUUUCUCCCGCCCAGGCCAGUCUGUAAAUUCUCAUGUAUUACUUUCAGAAAGUGCUGACCCUUGUUCUGCUAUUAACACAUUCUGCUAUUUAACCUCUAUGCUACCAUUAACACCCGCCUUAGUCUUUAACACUACCAUUACCAAUCCCUUUGUUUUGUGUCCAUGUCAUCUUUGUCAUUUGAUCUCUUCUGAUCUCCAACCUAUCCCUGACUUUCUAUUUUGCUCCACCUGCUCCACCAACCCUCCCCUGCCCCUUUUUCAACAGUAUAAAACCCAUCAUGUUUCUACCUCUCUUCAGCUCUGAAGAAGAGUUACAUGGACUUGCAAUAUUAAUCCUGGCCUGAAUUUUACAUGUUGAAAGCGGGCGCCCACCGACAAUUAAAGGGCCAAUUAAACCAAUUGUGCAGCCAAUAGACAGCAAUUUUACAUUGCCUGUGUGAUUUUGUGCUCGUUACGCCGAUAUAACGGGCAGGUUUUCAUCAGGUUGUCAUGCAAGGCUGGGUAAAAGAUCAUCCGGAGCACAAGAGCUUUCAGUUUAGUUGAGAGUUUGCUGGUGUCAUAGUUCAGAGCUUUGAGAGAUUAUUUGUUGAUUGUUGUUGCUUUCUAAGCCUGUCUGGUUUUCUUUGAGGACUUCAUAUUUUUUUGGCAGCUUUGUCUGAAGAUUGUAGCAGAGUGCACCCUUUGUCGCAAGGCACAGUGCCUUGUGCAUUUCAUCUAAUGUGGAUUGUAUACUUAGCUGAAGAGGAAGAGAGGUGUAGGAGGGAGGGGAGGCCAGGUGAGCACAGGCAGUGUCCCAGGGAGAGACCUUUGGGAGGAGAGGCACUGGCACGGUGUGUGCAGGGCUGACAGUGCAAGUGGGAACGCCACCACUUGGAGGCUCCCCUCCAAGCCACACGCCAUCCUGACUUGGAAAUAUAUCACCGUCCCUUCGCUGUCACUGGGACAAAAUCCUCAA
This is a messenger RNA of Carcharodon carcharias (great white shark), 3773 nucleotides long. It is a transcript of the gene tmem98, whose product is annotated as transmembrane protein 98. The coding region runs from base 369 to 1049 and encodes 226 amino acids. Gene Ontology annotation, cellular component: endoplasmic reticulum. The transcript is spliced from 9 exons. The record is from RefSeq and is a predicted model, not a curated record. NCBI's taxonomy places the organism in Eukaryota, Metazoa, Chordata, Chondrichthyes, Lamniformes, Lamnidae.